Messenger RNA from Adineta ricciae, 2262 nucleotides. The record is from the annotation of a GenBank genome assembly. NCBI's taxonomy places the organism in Eukaryota, Metazoa, Rotifera, Eurotatoria, Adinetida, Adinetidae.
AUGGCUUCAGCUGUUUCUUCCACGGAUCAGUCGGAGUUACACAACAGCGACAAUCAUCUCGAACUGUUUAGUCUUGUGUGGCUCGAUGCUAAUACGGCGGUUAAAGAUAAUCGAGAUACGCAGCAAAAACUGCGUGCGAUUAUCAAUCAUCUUGUGAAAUUUCGAGAUCUACAAAGAUGUCAACGAUAUAUUGAACAGAUGACAAAUGUUAAAUUAGUAGUCAUUGUCAGCGGUCGAUUGGGCCAAGAACUGGUACCUGCUGUUGAUAAACUCCAACAAGUCUCAUCGAUUUAUGUCUUCUGUAUGGAUCCGAAGAGUCACGAGCAAUGGGCGUCCAAGUUUACAAAGAUAAAAGGCGUUGUCAGUGACCUGAACCGACUUAUAUCUCAGAUUAAAAGAGAUCAUAAAAUUCAGUUGGUGGCGGAAGGACCAGUGUCAAUCAGUUUAUUUGCUACAAACAGUUCAGGUGAGUUAACAACAAGAGCUAAUAGCGAAUUCAUCUUUUCUCAAAUACUCAUUGAUUGUCUCCUACGGAUGAAACCGAAUACGAUGGAUAGAGAAGAACUCAUUGCUCGCUGCAAGAUGGAAUACGAAGGCAACUGUAUUGAGGCUGCUCAUUUGCGUGAGUUUGAGCCAGAUUAUUCAUUCGAAAAAGCGCUCUGGUGGUACACUCGACGAACAUUCUUUUGUAAAAUCCUAAAUGCGGCGUUAAGUCGGCAGAAUAUUCAUUUGAUGUUUCUACUUCGCUCAUACAUUUUUGAUAUUCAUCGUCAGCUGCAGCACUACCAACCCAAGUAUCCAUUACGAGUUUUUGGAUGUCAGUUGAUGUCGAGUGAGCAACUGAAUACCCUCAAAGAAUGGGCUGGUCAGUAUAUUUCCGUGAACUCAUUUUUUUCUGCUACCAAUAACUCCUCGAAAGCACUCUCAAUUCUUAUCAAUACCAAUGUUUCGGAAGAUUUUCAACGAGUGAUGUUUGACAUUGAUGCUGAUCCGGGAAGAAGUACUAAACAGUUAUUCGCAGACAUUAGCGGGUAUAGUCAUUUAACUGCCGAAUUGGAAGUGAUCUUUACACUGGGCUCCAUUUUUCGUGUCAACAAAAUAAGUCACGGUGAAAAUCAAAUAUGGACUAUCAGCAUGACUUUGCUAGAUGACGAUGAACCGGAACUUAAGAAAGUUCACGCGCAUAUUCAGCGUGAGAACGGAAACGGAGAGACAAACCUUCAGAUGUUGGGCAAGAUCUUGUGGAAAAUUGGACAAAUUGAUCUAGCUGAAACUUACUAUCGUCGUGCUUUCAACGAACUUCUAUCUGACGAUCCUCUCUGCAGUAUUGUAUGCGAAGAUCUCGCUGCAAUCAGUUUAGAGAAAGGUGAUAAUGAUGCUUACACACGAUGGCAUCAAAAAGCACUCCAACUCAAAGAUCAAUCUACACCAAGUAAUAGUGCUAACAAAAAUAAAACUACUAGUACAUCUGAUAUUACACCAAAACAGUCUAUCGAAACUGCGACUAACAACGACCAUCCCAACGAGCAUGUUAAUUCCAUUCUGGGCUAUGUCACAGAACCGUUGCUGCCACUCCUUGAGGCAUGUAGGCCAUUAAUAGACAUUAUUCAUGAUUUAUCUUCAUAUAUUGAAAUGGCGCUCAACAAAACUCCACAAGUACCACCCGAUGGACUGACGACCAAUGAGAGCGCUGCAAUUCGAUUAUACACGAUUCAAUGGAGUAGUCCACACCAAAGUCUACACGUAAUGCUCAACUCUGCUCUGGAAUCGGGCGAUCGUAAGAAUGUUCAACCUUUUUUUAAAUAUCUUAAAUUAUUGCUGACUGCCCUCGUCAAAUUACCAUGCGUUCCACCGCAGACUGUUUGGCGAGAAGUUAAUAAAAAUAUGAGCGCUCAAUUUUCGCAGAACGCAACGGUAACAUGGUGGUCGUUCUCAUCAUGCGCAUCUUCGACAGCUGAUCUCGAAACAAAAGGAUCGUUCAGUAAAACAGGCGAGCGAACAAUAGUUUCUAUCGAAAUUAUCAAUGGUCGUCGAAUACGUGGUCAUUCAUAUUCUGACUCGCAAGAUGAAAUUAUUCUUCUACCGGGCACUCAUAUGGUAGUCGAUUCACGAUCACAACCAUCACUUGAUCUUCAUAUUAUUCAUUUAAAGCAAAUUAUGCCAAAUGAAAUGAAUCUCGAGCCACCUUUCAAAGGCGCAAAUAUUUUUCCAAAAUCGAAAAAGUCGUCUUGGUACACCAAACUAAAAGUAGUCUUGAAAUAA